AUGAGCGAGGAACAAUGCAAGGAGUUACGAAAGAGAAGACGAUAUAUAAAGGCCAAGCAAACAAAUAUCGUGAAAUUCGCGGAGAGAGUGCUCCAUAAGCAAAUAUCGCCGGAAUUUGAAACAUUGACGAUUCACGCCGACAGGCUGGAGAAAAUUCACAAGGAAUUCGAAGAGAUUCAGCAACAAUUACUGGUCGCCGUUGAAGAAGAAGAGUUUCCAGCGGAGGAUCAGCGAGAGGACGACGAAUUCGAAGCCCGGUACAUCGAUCUCAAGGCAUUUUUAACAAAAAAGAUUGCAAUUCUAAGGCCGACUACAAGCACGGCGACAGACGCUAACGAUGCAAUGGUGCGCAUACUGGAGCAACAGACCGAAGUGUUAAGGAGUUUAGGAUCUUCAAGCGCAUCGCGGGGAACAUCCAACGUAGAACACAAGGUCAAACUGCCGACGAUAAAACUUCCAAGUUUUUCGGGCGAAAUGCACGAGUGGAAGCGAUUCUCUGAUUCCUUUACAACGUUAAUUCACGACAGUGAUUUAUCACCAUUGGAAAAGCACCAAUAUCUAAACGGAGCAUUAACAGGGAGAGCCGCAAAGGUCGUGGAGUCCAUCGAGAUUUCAGCUGAAAAUUAUGAGAUAGCGUGGUCGUUGUUGAAAGCCCGUUACGAGGACGAGAAAGCGUUGAGACGACGACACAUACAAUGUUUGUUUGACGCACCGAAGGUCGAACAGGAAUCGGCCGUGGCAAUCCAGGAAUUGAUCGAUGUAUACCGAAAACAUUUACGAAUCGUAAAGGCGAGAGAUUCGGAUGUUGAACCCUGGGGUGAUGCCUUCGUUAUUUUUAUGAUCGAGGAGAGGCUGGACAAGGCCACACGUCGUCAUUGGGAGGAGACCACGGAGCAAAAACAAGAAAUAACAAUUGAUAUGUUGUUCAAAUUUUUGCAGCGGCGAGUGCAGAUGCUCGAACGGCUAAAUGAGUCGAGCCAGGGUCAGUCGAUUUCCGAGGAAGUUAAGAGUAAUAGAAGGAAGGCCGGAAGGAGCGGCGCCGCGGGUAAUGCCAGGGCCUUUGGGCGACUCGACUCUGCAAGUUCGGCGGGACAACUCAAGGUCAAUUCGACGAAUGCAGCAAUUAGCCUAGCUACGGUGACAGGUUCGGGACGAUGCUAUGUAUGUAAGGGAGCUCAUCUCAUAUAUUCAUGCGAUAAAUUUGUAAAUCUGACCGCGCGAGAACGAAUCGAUCUCAUAAAGAAAUUGAAACUUUGCUUUAAUUGCUUGAGAAAUGAUCAUUUAGUCGGAAAUUGUAAGGCGAGUUCUUGUAGGACAUGCGGUAGGCGGCACAACACAUUGUGCCACGUGGAGGAGAAUAACUCUAUUGUAGAGCGAUCCGCGAAUUCCGAAUCAAAAUCCGUUAGAAGCGAGAAUAAUCAAAGCGAAGGAUCGAGCGUGAAUCUGUCUGUGCAUCAUGCGUCGGGCGGCACGCGUCCGAGUCAGAUUUUAAUGGCGACCGCCAUAGUAAAUGCUACGGGUUCUGGCGGGAUGCGGCAGUCGGUUCGCGUUUUACUCGAUAGUGCUAGUGAGGCCAAUUUCAUAACCGCGGCAGCUUGUUCAAGGCUGAAUGUAAACCCUGAGAACGUUCAAGAGGCAAUCACGGGAAUAAACAAUUUAACAUAUAAAGUAACAAAGGGUUGUCGAGUCACAGUCGAGUCACGUGUAACGGACUACCAAUUAUCUGUUUUUUGUUUGAUCGUACCACAAAUUACACGAAAUGUGCCUGCUGUCGCGGUCGACACAAAGAAUCUAUCCGUGACAAACAAUUUGAAGUUGGCUGACAAUACAUAUUUCCGUCCGAGUCAGGUAGAUAUACUGAUAGGAGGAGAGUUUUUCUUGAGUCUAUUAGAACCUCAAAAGAUCGAGCUCGGCGCGAGUUUGCCAUCACUGCAUGACACGAAACUCGGCUGGAUCAUUUCGGGUCCGGCUCCGGUACAAUGCGUAGCAAAUAAUGGAGUAAAUCUCCACGUGUGUCUAAGCGCGCAAUUGUCGUUGGACAGAUCGAUAGUCAAGUUUUGGGAGAUCGAAGAUUGUUCGAGUCGCGACGUGGUAUUGACCGAGGAGGAACAAGCGUGCGAGAAGUUUUUUCAGGAGACCCAUGCUCGAGAUAGAGAUGGUAGAUUUGUUGUUCAAUUGCCCUUUCGUAAAAACAAGCAUAAACUGGGUGAAUCGAGAUCUAUUGCCGAAAAGCGGCUAAUGUAUUUAGAGCGAAAAUUCAGAAGUAACGAAUCGUUUAGACGGUCAUACGUCGGGUUCAUGCGAGAGUACAUUGACCUAAGGCACAUGACAGUUGCUCCGCCGAUGUCAACAAUGAGCUCGCAUGUUGUUUAUUUGCCUCACCACGGAGUGUAUCGAGAUUCUGACAAGAAAAUACGUGUUGUAUUCGAUGCCUCCUGUAAAACGAAAUCAGGCGUAUCAUUAAACGAUACGUUGAUGGUCGGAGCAAUUUUGCAAGAUUCUUUAAUUAAAAUAAUAUUACGAUUUCGGAUACACCCUAUAGUAAUAACAGCUGAUUUGCAAAAAAUGUACAGGCAGAUUCUCGUCCAUGAUCGCGAUCGGGAUUGUCAACGAGUUUUGUGGCGAUUUUCACCAGACGAUACGAUACAGGAGUAUCGUUUAAAUACCGUUACAUAUGGUCAAUCGUGCGCGCCAUUUUUAGCGAUAAGAAGCGUGCGACAAUUAGCGAGCGAGAACGCGGCGCGAUAUCCGCGAGCGGCACAAGCGUUGCUGCAGGAUUUAUAUGUGGACGAUGUGUUGACGGGCGUGAACGACAUUGCGGAAGCGAAAUGUUUGAUAGCAGAAAUGGUUGCAUUGUUAAAGUUAGGGCAAUUUGAAUUACACAAGUGGCGAUCGAGUAGAGCUAAGGAAUUGUUCGAUGCGAGCGGUGAGGUUGCCGAGUUUCAGACGAUAACGGAUGAGCGGGACGAUGAUAAAACCCUGGGCAUUCGAUGGGCGCCUCAGACUGACAAUUUUCAUUUUAAAUCGACUGCCAUGCCUGAUGCACGAACUAAGCGACAAUUAUUAUCAUCUAUUUCAAAGUUAUUUGAUCCAUUGGGACUAGCGAGCCCGCUGGUGGUCAAAGCAAAAUCUAUUAUGCAAAGUACGUGGCAGUCAAGUCUUGGAUGGGAUGACGAGUUACCAAUCGAUUUGCAGAAGGCAUGGCUCGAUUACAUGGAAGAAUUAACAAGGUUUUGUGUGGUAAAGGUUCCGAGGCGAGUGGUGGGGAUCGCGAGUCCGGUGCGCGUCAAUUUACACGCGUUCUGCGAUGCCUCCGAGCGAGCAUACGGCGCGUGCGCGUAUGUACAGGCGAUAGAUGAAGCAAACCGAGUCGUCUCAAGAUUGUUGUGCGCAAAAUCUCGUGUGGCGCCGGUGAAAAAAUUGACAAUUCCGCGACUCGAGCUAUGUGGAGCGGUAAUAUUGGUCGAUUUAAUUCAAUUAAUUCUAGAUUCCUUGCCGAUUACGUUUCAUGGCGUAUACGCGUGGAGCGAUUCGACGAUUGUCCUUGCCUGGAUAGCAGGAGACGCGGGUCGACAAAAAACGUUUGUGGCUAACAGAGUUGCGAAAAUACAGGCGAUUUUGUCGGCCGAUCAUUGGAGACACGUAGCAGGCAAAGAGAAUCCGGCUGACUUGAUUUCUCGUGGCACCGGUUGCAAUAAUCCGGACACAAGUUCAUUGUGGUGGUCGGGCCCGCCGUGGCUUUCGGAGAUUGCUGCGCGUUGGCAGCAUCGCCCUCGAUUUCCGGAACCAUCCGAUCAGGAAUUAGAAAUUAUUGGAUCCGAGCAUAAAAGAGAAAUACAGGUAUGCGUGAAUCAGGCAACAUCUAGUUCUAUAAUAGAUGAAAUUUUGAGUAGGUUCUCGCUAUUGAUAAGAAUCGAGAGAAUCAUAGCAUGGUGUUAUCGGUUUAUAUCAAACGCAAGAAGCGGGACAAUCGAUAGAAAUUAUGCGAGUAUAUCGGUGGAGGAAUUGAAGUCGGCGCGUGUAAAAUUAGUCAAGCAUUGUCAAGGUCAGUUUUUCGAGAGAGAAAUGCGUUGUUUGUCUGGGAACCGGGGCCUCGAGGCAGGAAGCGCGUUAGUCGGUUUGAGCCCAUUUGUGGAUGAAAACGGAGUCCUCAGGGUGGGCGGCAGGUUGCAGAAGGCGGCUAUGGUAAAUUACAAUAAAAAGCAUCCCAUUCUAUUGCCCGCGAGAAGUCGAUUUACGGUUCUGUUGCUGGAGCGGGAGCAUCGGAGGAUGCUGCACGCGGGCCCACAAGCGCUGCUCUUUUCGAUUCGGGAGCAGUACUGGCCUUUAAACGGGCGCAAUUUGGCCCGCAAGGUGGUUCGUGAGUGUACCACCUGUUUUCGAGUCAAUCCUAAACCAUUAAAUCAAAUUAUGGGGUCGCUGCCGUCGGACAGGGUGGUUUGUCGACGGGCGUUCACCGUGGUAGGCGUAGAUUACGCGGGCCCACUCACUACGCUAAUGAGCAGAGGGCGAGGACAGAAAACUAACAAAUCAUACAUUGCUGUAUUUAUAUGCUUCUCGACGAAGGCAGUUCAUUUAGAAGCGAUAGGCGAUCUAACUACGGAUGCAUUUAUCGGUGCGUUGCGUCGAUUUGUGGGAAGGCGAGGUCAUCCACAAAAAAUAUAUAGCGAUAAUGCGACAAAUUUCGUGGGCGCGAGAAGAGAGCUAGGCGAAUUAUAUAAGGCGAUCAGAGGCGAAAUGUGCGAGUCGGUAAAUGAAUAUUGUACGUCUAGAAAUAUUCAAUGGCAUUUCAUCCCGCCUCAUGCCCCUCACAUGGGCGGACUAUGGGAGGCGGGAGUGAAAUCGUGUAAAUAUCACUUGAAAAGAAUUGUUGGUGAAACUCGGCUCACUUAUGAGGAGCUUAACACUGUAUUGGUUCAAGUCGAAGCAUGUAUGAAUUCGAGACCGUUAAGUCAGCUCUCUUCUCACCCAAACGAUAUGCAGCCAUUGACACCUGCGCACUUUUUAAUCGGCGAACCGUUGACGAAUUUGCCGGACAUCGAUUUGACUGAUGCUCCUGUAAAUAGAUUGAAACGAUGGCAAUUGAUUCAGCGGAUCGCACAGCAUUUCUGGAAGCGAUGGAGCGUCGAGUACUUAACUUCAUUGCAGGGCAAAUGCAAAUGGACUAAGGAAAGAAAAAAUUUAGCUAAGGACGAUAUAGUCCUGAUCGUAGAUGAAAAUGCACCGCCCCUGCAAUGGAAAAUGGGAAGGGUCCUCGACCUCCAUCCAGGCACUGACGGAAGAGUUCGGGUUGUUACGGUUAAGACGAGCGGCAAUAUUGUAAAGCGAUCAAUUACAAAAUUAUGUAAAUUGCCCAGUAGUGACGAUUAG
Molecule: messenger RNA, 5370 nt
Organism: Monomorium pharaonis (pharaoh ant)
Lineage: Eukaryota; Metazoa; Arthropoda; Insecta; Hymenoptera; Formicidae
Exons: 1
Coding region: 1-5370 (1789 amino acids)
Biological process (GO): DNA integration
Molecular function (GO): nucleic acid binding
Source: RefSeq, a predicted model, not a curated record